Messenger RNA from Amaranthus tricolor (Joseph's coat), 3581 nucleotides. RefSeq lists its product as uncharacterized. The record is from RefSeq and is a predicted model, not a curated record. The transcript is spliced from 4 exons. Lineage: Eukaryota; Viridiplantae; Streptophyta; Magnoliopsida; Caryophyllales; Amaranthaceae. The coding region runs from base 235 to 3288 and encodes 1017 amino acids.
CUUCUUUAAGAGAGGAAAAUAAUGCUCUAAAAAAACUUAUUAACCCUAGUAAGUAGUAGCCCUACUUGCUCUCUACCUCUCCUCAAAACUAAAUCGCAAUUACUCCUUCCUCACCGGCACCGGCUCCCGUAUUCCUUCCGCUCCGCCAUUCCUUCCUCUUCGGCCACCGCUAUUCUCUCCACAGUUCCCACCACUGCAGAGUUCUCUUUCUCCUCCCUUGAAGUUGAGGUUAAUAUGGUUCAUAGCAGUGGAAGGAAAUCCAGAUCAAAAAACCAAGGUAUCCAAUUUGUGCCUGCUGAGCCAGUUCCUUUGAUGAGUAGUCUUGAUCAACUAGCUACUGUUGCUUCAGAAGGAGAGGAAGAAACAAAUAAUAUUUCAAAUAGGAAAUUGAUCCAAUCAAAGGAGGAACAAAUGGAUGUAAUAUUAUCUGAAUCAUUUGAUGAUGGAAAUUCAGAAAAGGGGCGAAAUGCACAUGAAGUCAAUGGUAUUGAAAAAAAUAUUUUAACUGGGAUAAAUGUUGAAAAAACUGAUGAUGUUUUUACAGAAGGAACUAUAGACAAUGACAAAGACGUUAAUGAUAGGGGUGACACAGCAAAUAAUGUAAGUGGAGAAGUCAAUAAAGAAAGAAUUUAUGAGGGGAAGCCAGCGGAAGAUGAAGCUCCAGUGGAUGGGCUUAACAACUACAAUGCUAGUACUGGGGAUGAAGGGGAGCAUGUAAAUAAUUUCGAGAAAGCAUCAGAUGUGGAUACCACAUUAGUUAAAGAGCUCAAAGCAGAUAAACAGGAAAACUGUAAAGAGACUGCCGAAGCGAAAACUUCUGUAAAGGUCAAUAAGAAACGAAACAAAAUUCGGAAAAAAAAGGCUCUACGAACGGAUGAAAUAUUAUCUGAAUCUUUUCACGAUGGAAAUCAAGAAAAGGGGCGAAAUUCACAUGAAGUCAAUGAUAUUGAAAAAAAUAUCUCAACUGAGAUAAAUGUUGCAAGAACUAAAAAUGUUUUUGCACAAGAAAGAACUAUAGAUGAUGACAAAGAUGUUAAUGAUGGGGGUGAGACUGCCACUAAUAUAAGUGGGGAAGACAAUGAAGAAAGAAUUAAUGGGAAGCUAGAGGAAGAUGCACCAGUUGAAGGGCUCGACAACAACAUUGCUGUUACUGAAGAUGAAAGGGAGCAUGGAAACAAUGUAGAGAAGGCAUCAAAUGCGGAUGACACAUUAGUUAAGGAGUGCAAAGAAGAUAAACACGAAAAUGGUGAAGAGACGGCUGAAGUGAAGAUUUCUGUAAAGGUCAAAAAGAAACGAAAUAGCAAAAAGAAGGCUCUACAAAUCCUUUCAAGUGUAGCAACCAUAAACAAUGCUCAAAAGCCGGAGACAGAAAUUGAUGAAUUGGCAAGUAAAGAGCCUAUCAGAAUUGAUACGCCUAUCGGAAUUGACAAGAUGUCUGUAGAGAAGGCAUCAAAUGUGGAUGAUGCAUUAGUUAAAGAGUGCAAAGAAGAUAAACAUGAAAAUGGUGAAGAGAUUGCUGUAGUGGAGACUUCUGUAAAGGUCAAUAAGAAACGAAAAAGAAAUAGGAAAAAGAAGGCUCUACAAAUCCUUUCAGGUGUAGUGACUAUGAACAAUGCUCAAAAGCCGGAGACAGGAAUUGAUGAAUCGGCAAGUAAAGAGCCUAUUAGAAUUGAUACGCCUAUUGGAAUUGACAAGACGUCUGUAGAGAAGGCAUCAAAUGCGGAUGGCACAUUAGGUAAAGAGUGCAAAGAAGAUAAACACGAAGAUGGUGAAGUGACUGCUGAAGUGAAGACUUCUGUAAAGGUCAAUAUGAAACGAAACAGAAAGAGGAAAAAGAAGGCUCUACAAAUCCUUUCAGGUGUAGUGACUAUGAACAAUGCUCAAAAGCCGGAGACAGGAAUUGAUGAAUUGGCAAGUAAAGAGCCUAUCAGAAUUGAUAUGCCUAUCGGAAUUGACAAGACGUCUGUAGAGAAGGCAUCAAAUGCGGAUGACGCAUUAGUUAAAGAGUGCAAAGAAGAUAAACAGGAAAAUGGUGAAGAGACUGCUGAAGUGAAGAUUUCUGUAAAGGUCAAUAAGAAACGAAACAAAAUUAAGAAAAAGAAUGCUCUACAAAUCCUUUCAGGUGUAGUGACUAUGAACAAUGCUCAAAAGCCGGAGACAGGAAUUGAUGAAUUGGCAAGUAAAGAGCCUAUCAGAAUUGAUAUGCCUAUCGGAAUUGACAAGACGUCUGUAGAGAAGGCAUCAAAUGCGGAUGACGCAUUAGUUAAAGAGUGCAAAGAAGAUAAACAUGAAAAUGGUGAAGAGACUGCUGAAGUGAAGAUUUCUGUAAAGGUCAAUAAGAAACGAAACAAAAUUAAGAAUCAGAAGGCUCUACAAAUCCUUUCAGGUGUGGCGACUAUAAACAAUGCUCAAAAGCUGGAGAUGGGUAUUGAUGAAUUAGCAAGUAAAGAGCCUAUCAGAAUUGAUACGCUUGGGAAAAACAAGGAUAUACACAUCCUUUCAGGUAUAGCGACUGUAGAGGAUGCUCAAAAGCCAGGUUCAGGUAAUGACAAAUUGGCAAGUAAAGAGCCUAUCGGAAUUGACAAGCCAGCUGUGGAACAUGAAGAGGUUCCCAAAGGUGCAAACAAGUCCAACCCAUCGAAGGAUGGUAAAUCAUCAGAGAAAAAUGACUGCAUGGGGAUGAUUUUCUUGUGCAAUUCAGACACAAAAAAGGAUUGUUAUCGAUACAGAGUUUUUGGGAUACCUGUUCAUACGAAAGAUUUGGUUAACAAGGGCAUGAGGCUGUUUCUGUUUGAUGUUGACCUUAGAAUGAUGUACGGAAUCUACAGGGCUUGUGGCCCAGGGUGUUUCAAUAUUGAACCCAGUGCUUUCAACUCACAAUUUCCUUGUCAGGUUCGAUUUACUUAUGUUAUUGAUUGUAAGCCAUUAGCUGAGGAAAUAUUCAGAGAAGUUCUCAAGGAAUUUCACUACACACCCACCGAUUACAAUUUUCCGCUGAACCAAGAGCAGGUGGCAAACUUGUGUAAGCUUUUCCGCAAGAACAGUAAGAAAUUUAAACGCACUGAAGCACCUGUUACCAGAUCAUCUGCAAAAUCAGCAAGUGGAAACCAAGUAGCAGCUGCCGCAAGCUCAUCUGCGCAGCUAGACAGGAAGAGGAAAAGGGAAGAGGAUAGCCAUUUAGAGCAGAAAAGAAGCAAGCUUACUUAUGAUCCUUCUUCUGAUAGACUGUACGCAGAGUAUUACAGAGCUGCUGAAAACCAUCCUCCUGCGCCUUUGUAUCGUAGCUAAUAGCUAUUCAUUCUGGGGAGCAACAGAUUAACUGUCCUUGAGUGGUUUACCAUAUAUGGCGGUUGACAGAAUUUGAUGGCAUAUCCAUUUUUAUUUAUGGAGAUUUAGUCUUUGUUCUCCAUUAGCGUUGUAGGAAAUGUUCAUUUGUUUGUCUUUCUAUAUCAUCUAAAAAAUUUUGUUUUCGUCUUUCUAAGCCUAAAUGGUAAUGUUUAUUCAAAUUUUUGUUAUGUGCCGCCCAUCUUCGAAGUGAUUUCGAUUCACAAGUUCUCCUAAAGCUCUUGUUAAUUACUUAA